This is a messenger RNA of Oncorhynchus tshawytscha (Chinook salmon), 1152 nucleotides long. RefSeq names its product progesterone-induced-blocking factor 1. Gene Ontology annotation, biological process: cilium assembly. Lineage: Eukaryota; Metazoa; Chordata; Actinopteri; Salmoniformes; Salmonidae. The record is from RefSeq and is a predicted model, not a curated record. Gene Ontology annotation, cellular component: centriolar satellite. The annotation marks the transcript as partial. The transcript is spliced from 8 exons.
GUUAAAUAUAUAGAACUGUGUGUCCCCAGGUUCCGUGGUGUCCAGACGGGGACAGACAGCCGGGUGGCAGAACUCCUGAACCAGGUGAAGCUGAAGAGCUUUGAGACAGAGCGCUCUCAGAUGGUACAGGAGGAGACCGCCAGGAACCUGGGACAGUGUCAGAUGGAGACAGAGAAACACCAGAAGAAGCUAGAGGUCAUGACCAAGGAGUUGUACAGGCUUCAGGCGUCCUCAGAGAAGCAGAUAACGGAACUCCAGGCCCAGAAUGCUGAGCAGCAGGCCAGACUACAGACCUACGAGGAACUGGAGAAGGAACUGGACGACGUCACCAUGCAGGCUGCUGAAAUUGAUAAUGAGGAGGAAGCAGAGAGAGUUCUGUUCUCCUACGGUUACGGUGCCAACGUUCCCACAACCGCCAAGAGACGACUCAGGCAGAGUGUCCAUCUGGCCCGUAGACUGUUGCAGCUGGAGAAACAGAACACACUGCUGAGGAGAGAUCUGGAGAGGCGCAACGCACACACAGGACAGAUCUCUGAGGAGCUGGAAGCAGCUAACCAUCUCCUACAGCAGGCCCAGCAGCCCUACAGUUACCUGAUCGACACGGUGAGACAGAGAGACACACAGAUACUGUCCCUCAGAGAACGCAUCACACAGCUGGAGGAGGACACCAGAUCUCUGAGGAAAGAGAAGACGUCUCUCCAACAGGUGAAGAACAAUAUGGCCUCUGACCUGGAGCGACUGCUCAACCACCGAGAGGAGUUAUCUGUGAUGAAGCAGGUUCUGCUCAGUAUGAGGUCCAGAAAGACUGAGCCCUUCCUGGAUCCUGACGGGGCUGGGGCGGAGCUGGCCUUCAGCAGACCCAAAAACCUCAGCAGAACCACAGAGGAGGAUGAGCAGAACCCUCACAGACACAGACCCAAACCCACCGUGUUCACCAAUAAGGAAGCUCCUGAAUGGUACAGGAAAGUCAAGUUCCCACCUGAAUGACCAAUGGCCUUACAGGUGGUGCAGAUGGGAUGUGUGUGGACACUCCAUACUGGUUUUAUUUACACUACUGUAUUGGUAAUAGUUUAUAUGUGUAUGUUGUGCUGUGCUGUUGUAAUCGGUUGACUUGCUAAAAAUGUUUUAUAUUAAAAAUCUGUCAAAACUACA